CUCCUCCUCCUCCUCCUCCUCCUCCUCCUCCUCCUCCGAGCGCCGCGCCGUCGUCCUCCUCGGACGUCGUCGUCGUCUCGCCGUCGCGCGCGGCGCGGCGGACCCCGCGCACUCCGGGAUCGUGGACGAGUCCUUCGUGCACGGGUCAUCGCUCGUCUCCACGGGCCUCGCCCCCUCCUCCCCAUCCUCCUCCUCCGCGCCGUUGUCCGAGCGCAUAGGGAUCAUGGGCGUGCAUCACGUCGCGGUCAUCGUGGAGAACCUCGAGCGUUCCAUGGCGUUCUACGAGAAAAUGCUCGGGCUCGCCGUGAACCCGGACCGCCCGCACGAUAAGCUGCCGUACGACGGCGCGUGGCUCAUGAUCGGCCCGGAGAUGGUCCACCUCAUGGAGCUCCCGAACCCGGACCCCACGGACGCGGAGUUUCGCCCCGUCCACGGAGGGAAGGACCGGCAUUUUUGUAUAGGCGUGAGACAUCUCGCGCCGCUGAUCGAGACGCUGGAACGCGAGGGGGUGCCGUACACCGCGUCCAGGAGCGGCCGGCCGGCGAUAUUCUUUCGCGACCCGGACUGUAACACCCUGGAGGUCGUCGAGGGGUUGCAGUGGAGGUGACGCGAGAGCGGAGAGAAGAGAUAGAAGGGCGGGGCGCGGCGCGGGGUUGGAGGCUUGACUGAUUCAUUUGGGAGCGAGCGCGUCGUCGUUUCAUAGGUUUGAAAGGAACAUAUUUCAUCGGUUG
Micromonas pusilla CCMP1545 is the source of this 731-nucleotide messenger RNA. RefSeq lists its product as uncharacterized. NCBI's taxonomy places the organism in Eukaryota, Viridiplantae, Chlorophyta, Mamiellophyceae, Mamiellales, Mamiellaceae. The record is from RefSeq and is a predicted model, not a curated record. The coding region runs from base 224 to 607 and encodes 127 amino acids. Gene Ontology annotation, molecular function: lactoylglutathione lyase activity; metal ion binding. The transcript has 2 exons.